AUGACGUUAAAACGUAAGUUUUUUAUUGUUUUCUUUGAUUUUUAGGUAAAAGUUUUGAAUUUUUCUAAACUUUGAAAUGUAAGUUGUAAAAAACGGCUUUCUUAAGCUUGUGAAUAACCUUUUCUGUUGUGUCAGAAGGUUUACUUAUGUCUUUACUUUCAGAGUGUCUUUCAACUGCUGUUUUGGUGGUGGUAUACUGGACUUUUUGGCUUGUUUCGUGUGUUCGAGCGGUGUUCUCCUUGGAAACGCUUAAGGGAUUGGCACGUUUAGUUGGUGUAACUGAAGACGAAUGUAAAGGAUGCUUUGAAGACUUGAAAAUACCUCAACAUUUGGCUGUUUUGUUUGGAAGGAAUCAAAGUUUUGUGGAUUUGGUAAGUUUUUGAUGUUGUUUUUUGAGUUUUAGGUAUUAACGCAGGAUUUUUGGAGCAUUGCUUGUGCAAACGAUGCUUGAAAGGUUUAUUAAUGUUUGGGCUGCGUUAUGAUAUUAAAAUCCUAUUAAAAAUUACAUUUAUAUUGAGUUAGUGUAAACCUAUGUUGCAUUAGUUCGCCAAAUCUUUUUGGGCUUUCAGUAUAGUUUUAAAUUGUUUUACACUAUUAGUUAUAGUUGUAAAAUACGAAGUCUAAUUUUUUGUAGGUUUAUCAUGAGUAUUUUCGAUUUCAGAACGUAAUCUUUGACUUUAUCUACUUCUCAAGCCUAAAUGGAGUGAAACGUCUGACGUUUUACGACGAUAAUGGGAUAUUGAAGUCAAUGUUGUAUAAUGUGGAACGUGGAUGGGAUUCGUACAUAAAGAGGAAGGAGUUUUUUAAAAGUAUAUUGUUUUAUAAGGGUCAAGAUGGCAAAGAAACAUAUCCUGGUCAACUUACAGUGCAUUUUCUGGACAAACGAGACGGAAAGCCUAUGAUGGCUGAGGUUUGUAGGGAGGUAAGUGUGAAUAGCUAUAGUAUAUUUUGGCGUAAUUUAGAAGUAAAUUUAAUUUUUUUAAAUUAUAUCGUUAUAUUUUUGUUACCUAAACUUUCAUUUUUAAGUUUAUUGAGGCAUCGCCUUGGCCUUUAUGGCAAAAUUAAUCUAAAAGUAAAGUUUAAAACCUCAAUUUUUAGCUGACUCAUAGCCGCGAGCCCGUGACUGUAGCUCGAGUCACGUCCAAACUGGCCACGAAGGGGGUUCACGAAGUGGACUUUUUGCUGGCCGUCGGAUGCGCAAACAAUUUGGACGGUUUUCCAGCCUGGUCUCUUCGUGUGGCCGAAAUUCAGCAGAUGAAGUUUUGGUCCGAUCGCCUAACGGAAUCCUCGUAUCGGUCAAUUUUGGCUUCGUUUAGCUGUAGAGAUAGGAGAUUGGGGCGAUGA
Messenger RNA from Bursaphelenchus okinawaensis, 1344 nucleotides. The record is from the annotation of a GenBank genome assembly. NCBI's taxonomy places the organism in Eukaryota, Metazoa, Nematoda, Chromadorea, Rhabditida, Aphelenchoididae.